Pygoscelis adeliae (Adelie penguin) is the source of this 2954-nucleotide messenger RNA. It is a transcript of the gene TMCC1, whose product is annotated as transmembrane and coiled-coil domain family 1. Bases 161 to 2209 code for a protein of 682 amino acids. The record is from RefSeq and is a predicted model, not a curated record. Gene Ontology annotation, cellular component: endomembrane system. Lineage: Eukaryota; Metazoa; Chordata; Aves; Sphenisciformes; Spheniscidae. The transcript has 4 exons. Gene Ontology annotation, biological process: endosome membrane tubulation; membrane fission; endosomal transport.
AUGAGAUCACCGUGGCACAGCUGCAUGUGUAGUCACUGUUGAAGCAAUUGCACACCUAAUUGGCUGACAAUCUUGGCAUUUUUCAAACAAACACAAGCCUUUUAAAGCCAGGGGACGUAUUUAUGUAUGAGUAGUCCAAUAAAUCUGUUGGGUGUCAUCAAUGGAGCCCUCUGGCACUGAACAGUUGUGUGAUGACCCUGAUCCUGGAGGCAAAUCCCAAGAUCAAGAGACCAAAAAACAACAUGAAUCAGAGCAAAAAUUAUCCAAAAUAACCCAUAAUGCUUUGGAGAACAUUAAUGUGAUUGGUCAAGGCUUGAAGCACCUUUUCCAGCAUCAGCGCAGGAGGUCGUCGGUUUCUCCGCAUGAUGUUCAGCAAGCUCAGGCUGAUCUGGAGCCUGAAAUGGAUCUGGAAAGCCAAAGCGUCUGUGCUGAAAUUGAUGGUGUCUCCACCCACCCCACAGCUCUGAACCGGGUGCUUCAGCAGAUCAGAGUGCCACCUAAAAUGAAGAGAGGGACAAGCCUGCACAGCAGGCGGGGCAAGGCAGACGCCCCGAAAGGAAGCCCGCAGAUCAACAGGAGGUCUGCCCAAGAUAUUCAGUCAGGUCGGCCCAGAUCGUCAUCUACUACAGAUGCUCCCACGAACUUGUCCGUGAUGGAGAUUGCUUCUUCUAUCUAUGUAGGUGGAGAGGAGGCCACAGCAGCAGCAAUCGAGCGAUUGGAAGUCAGCAGCUUAGCACAGACCUCCAGUGCAGUGGCCUCGAGCACUGAUGGCAGCAUCAAUGCAGACUCUGUUGAUGGAACCCCAGAUCCUCAGCGUACAAAAGUGGCUAUCACACACCUGCAACAGAAGAUACUGAAGUUGACCGAGCAGAUCAAAAUUGAACAAACAGCCCGUGAUGACAAUGUGGCAGAGUACCUGAAACUGGCCAACAAUGCAGACAAGCAGCAGAGCGCCCGCAUUAAGCAAGUGUUUGAGAAAAAAAAUCAAAAGUCAGCCCAGACCAUCUUGCAGCUGCAGAAGAAGCUAGAACAUUAUCAUCGAAAGCUCCGAGAGAUUGAACAGAAUGGGAUCCCUCGGCAGCCGAAGGAUGUCUUCAGGGAUAUGCAUCAGGGUUUGAAAGAUGUUGGAGCAAAAGUCACGGGCUUCAGUGAGGGAGUAGUAGACAGUGUAAAAGGUGGGCUUUCCAGUUUCUCCCAAGCCACGCAUUCAGCAGCAGGAGCUGUGGUUUCCAAACCCCGGGAGAUUGCCUCCCUCAUAAGGAACAAGUUUGGGAGUGCAGACAAUAUUGCUAAUCUGAAAGACUCCUUAGAAGAAGGCCAGGAAGAUGGGACAGGAGGCAAGGCUCUAGGUGUUAUUCAGAACUUUCAGUCAAGCCCAAAAUAUGGCAGUGAAGAGGAUUGCUCCAGUGCCACGUCGGGCUCAGUGGGAGCCAACAGCACAACAGGGGGCCCUGUGGGAGCUUCUAGCUCCAAAACAAACACUCUGGAUAUGCAGAGCUCAGGGUUUGAUGCAAUACUGCAUGAGAUUCAAGAAAUUCGAGAGACACAGGCAAGACUGGAAGAAUCAUUUGAGGACCUUAAGGUUCGCUAUCAGAGGGAUUACUCAUUAAUAAUGCAGACUCUGCAGGAGGAGCGGUACAGAUGUGAAAGACUCGAAGAGCAGCUAAAUGACCUGACUGAGCUCCACCAGAAUGAGAUCCUCAAUUUAAAACAGGAGCUGGCCAGCAUGGAGGAGAAAAUUGCCUAUCAGUCUUACGAGCGAGCCCGGGACAUCCAGGAGGCACUGGAAGCAUGCCAGACCCGCAUCUCCAAGAUGGAGCUGCAGCAGCAGCAGCAGCAAGUGGUACAGCUGGAGGGGCUGGAGAACGCCACGGCCAGGAACCUGCUGGGGAAGUUCAUCAACAUCCUCCUGGCUGUCAUGGCUGUCCUCCUCGUCUUCGUCUCCACUGUGGCCAACUGUGUCGUGCCCCUUAUGAAGACUCGCAAUAGGACGUUCAGCACUUUAUUUAUAGUGGUUUUCAUUGCCUUUUUGUGGAAGCACUGGGACGCCAUCACCGGCUACUUGGAACGGUUCUUGUCUCCCCCCAGAUGCAGGAAUUGGCUGCCUCCCCCUCCUCCCGGCGCUCUCAGUGAGCAAGUGUGGCAAAGAUUAGUCAGCAACUACUCCGCUGAAGUUUUAAAGUGUCCGAGUGAAUUUGUUUACAUUUAGAAUAACGUUUUUUCUCUGCGAGAUGCAUUGCAAUAGUAUUUUUUAGAUUUUAUUCAAGAACUCUUUUUGGCAAGAAUCCUGGAUAAUUUUUAUGUAGCAUGGUUCUCUUUGGAUGCAAAUCUUAAGAUUCUUUAAAGUGUACAAAAUAAAUAAAAUACAGAAAUUUGGAGCAUACCAAUGGGCAAUUUAAAUUGUGGCUUGAACUACUGUACUAAACCUGUCAGAAAGAAGAGAAUGUGGUUAGCUUAAGAUGAGCAAAGCUCAAUCUAGUGCACAGCCUUGAAUGAUGGUACCACAGCAAACCUGUAACACUAAACUUUUACUGUGAAGUCUGCUCACAUUCCAUGUCCAAAUGUAUGCGUUCAGAGUGGUUUCUUUCCUUAACAAGAGAAAAACAACAAUGUGUGGAUCUCUUUCCCAGCUCAGCGUCUGGGUUCACCAUUUGUGCUAACCUGACUUAAAAUAACUUUCUAUAAGGCUGGCUAACUUUGCUAAGCAUAUGAAGUGGAAGCCUCAUGCCAUACACAGUAACUGCACAGUCGUGCUACAGUAUUUUGAAGUAGCCCUUGAAAUACUUAUCUUUAAGCAGAAGCCCUUGGUCGCACUUUUAAGGUUUUUUUUAUAUAUGUAUAUUCACAGAUUUAAAAAAAAUCCAAACAGCAUACUUGAAGAGUGUAAUACUCAAACUCUCAGUGCUUCCUUAUUGUUUCUAAUAGGAUUUUUUAUUAUAAUUAUUAUUAUUAUU